Molecule: messenger RNA, 7169 nt
Organism: Ostrea edulis (European flat oyster)
Lineage: Eukaryota; Metazoa; Mollusca; Bivalvia; Ostreida; Ostreidae
Product: serine/arginine repetitive matrix protein 2
Exons: 14
Coding region: 2899-6987 (1362 amino acids)
Molecular function (GO): protein binding; nucleic acid binding
Source: RefSeq, a predicted model, not a curated record
UUCCGAAUCCAGCAGGUUUCCCCUCCAUGUUUUAUAGUUGAUAUUUUAAUUAUAAAUGUAGAUUUUGUUGACAAAGUGAUUUGUUUGAAGGUGUGCAUUUAAUCGGAUAUUAACUUUAUGUUUAAAUUUCUUUGUUAUGUUGCCAGGGGAUGCUUGAUUACAGGUCAGCUCGUCGAGAACUCACUAGGUGGCGGCUAGCUAGUUGUGUUCGAAAUUUCGUGUAUAAAGUUAACGCGUUAUCGACUAUGAGCGAGUCGACUCGUUUGCUCAUCACUAAAACUUACAGCAGAAAUUAAAGAUAUGGUGUUGAGGAUUCUCCCCAGUAUUUUGACAAGACAAAUCCUGUAACUGGGGGUUGGUUGGUUGAAAAGUUCUUGAAGAACCCCACUAAACUUUGAUAAGUCCUUAAAUUAAAUAUGGACAGUACACUUGUCAGCACAUUUAUGCCUCUUUUAAAUACUAUCAAGAUAUCUGGUAAAUGUCGUUUUGAGGUAUCCAUCUUUUAUUGUGAGUGCAUUUACUUGUUAGGACGAGCAUGCCAUAGCCUAGGUACAUGUGUAUAACAGGUUGGGGACACUUCCCCUAUUGUGAAAUAUUCUAAAUCAAUAUAUAGAAAUUCUAGAUAUAGUGAAAAUGUGAUUAUCCCUCCUUAGUGAGAGUAAAUGUAUCCCUUCAACCGAGAAAAACACCCGAGGAGUACAUGUCUGUGUUUCACAUCAAAAGAAGGAAAAGUACUAAAAUGUCUGAUAUUUCUGCAAAUAUAUUAAUCAAAACAAAAACCACAAUGUGCAUGGGAAUCUAGCCUCCUUCCCUCAUACACAGCAACAUUGAUAUGAAAUUUCUUGACUGUGUUGUCAAUUUUAUAGAGACAAUUUUCAUCAUGUUAAGUGUGUGUCGCACAUAUUCAGCAUUGCAUUUUCCGUUAUUUUCAACUUAAAACACCUGUUUAUGGUAAUGUUUACUUUCUCGCUAAAGAAGGAUAAUCGCGAUUUAGCGAGAAGAUCUUGCUAUUGGGGAAGUGUUUCCAACCUGCAUAACGGUAAUACUGCAUGAGAGGAAACAUAAUUCUUUCCCAGGGAAGUGGAUUCUACUCUAGUCUAUGUGAUUUCAAUGUCUAUGUGAUUGGGGUUCAAUCUAUACUCUUGAAUAACACGUAGUUUACAGCUCAACGUGCAUGAAAGUGGACACACACACAGAUACUGUAUAUAUAUAUAUAUAUUGGGGUGUGUGUUGUUGUUGUUGAAUCUUUACCCCCUCCCCCUGUACAGUAGCACAAUUUGUUUUUAUGAUAUCAGAACAUAAACCUUGACAUUGUAUCUAUUGUCUUCCUCGGCAAUCAUCCAUGUUGUAUUUCAUAAUAAAUACACUAGGAGGCUCACCAGUAUGCUGAGUGGCUGGCAACGACACACUCAUUAGUAUUUGUAUCAUUAUUCAUUGGCAAUCACUUCCAUUUCUUUGGUGCUGUCACAUUGUUUACAUGGAAGUGAAAAAACUACCAAACAUUUGUAGUCAUUUUGUGUUUUACACGGCAGCACAUUUUUUCCUUUGGUGAGCCUAACUUCAUCAUGUUACUGAAGACUCUUAUGAGAACCACGGUAAUGAGUUCUUCGUUUUUUCUUCGUGAAUCUGAGGAUGCAUCUGGGUGGAAUCCUUGUUUUCUAAUUUUCUUGUGGCCCAAAAAUGAUUUUGCCGAGUACGGAAUGCAGAUUCUUGCAUCACGGAGAACGCUGAGUGUUGCAUGGCCUAUAUCUGGCGCUUAUCGUUGCUUCUCUCGUUGCUAUAACUAGUACUGUUUGACUGGUUCUCCGUACUUCAUAACAGCAAUAGAACAGAUGUCAAUACCGUAGAUGCCUCAGCAGGCAGAUGUAUUAACAAAAAACGCUGGAUACGAAGAUUUUUUAUUUAACUUGCGUUUUACAAAUGGAAUUCUACCUUCAAAGUAAAAAUGUCUUACAAGUUACAUUGAAAUGAUUUCUUGCGUGUUUGUUUUCAUUUUAAAUCUACAAUGAUUUUAAACAUUGUUUUAAUAUCCAACUACUAGUGCAUGCACCCAAUGCUGAGCAGGACGAGAGCCGAUGUGACAGGUAUGUAGUAUUCUCUGACAUUUUAUACAGUCAAGUACGAAUUGCAGAAAAUGAGAUCCCACUAUCGGAAAUAUUAUUUGCAUUUUCAGAAAGCCAAUGACAAUCCAAAGCUUUUUUUUAAUGCUGGGAGGCAGGUGUAGCUGUUGAUCUGAAUGGUUUCUGUACAAGAUGAACUGGAAGAUGACAAAUUUGAUAGACUUGACUCGAGAUUUUACAGACAUUGUUAGAAAUUCUACCGAAUUUCAAAGUAAUGCAAUUGUAUUAUUAAAAGUUUAUGGAAUUCAAUGACGUCAUUAGUAUGGUACCGAAGUGGCUUGGUUAUAUAUUUUGCAAAUAGAAGAUUUACAAGAGAUGACCCAGACAAAAAUGAGAAAGUUUAAACUGAGCACAGUGCUAGCUAAUGAUGAAGUUGAACAAUGGUAGAAAUUUAGCACGAGGAAAGAGAAGUUAAUUAGUGGUGUUAAACCCACCUCUACGAAGUUACCUCGAUUUUGGAUGAUGGAACUAGAAGCUCUGCUGAACAGGGAUGAAAUUGAGGACUCCCACAGAAUGGCAACCCAAAGAAGGAAUAUCACAAAUUUGAAAAGAAAUGUGUGUCUCUUGCAAAGCUUGACCAAUAUGUCAGAGGAGAGAAAAAUGAUUUGUGACAAAUGCGACUGACGGUUAGAGGAGUGGAAACAAACAUCAGAUUUACUCUAGAGAUAAGGCUUAGCAAAAGAUGUCUUCCAAUAUGAGCUAAAAAUGUAGCAAGUAAAAAGAUGUGUAAUUUUAUUGGUCAUUGUCUAGGAAGCAAUAAGGUUAAGAGGUCAUUGCCAUGGAUUCUGAAAUCCUUCGUCAGGCUGUACAGUAUCAUGGACCUGAACUUGUGAGAUGUCUCCAGAUUGAACAGCAGCAUGUGCCUAGCAAUGUGACGGAUAUUCUUAGUCAAUUUCGCCAACGGCAUCCUGAUACAAUUAGGCUUCAAGGUCUAUCCCAGAGAAUUCAGAGUUUUGCAGCUAAGAAGGCAGACUACCUGUUUGCUCAAGUUGAAGAUGUGACCAGGGAACCCAUGUCGUCCUCUGAUGAUGAUACUUACGCCCGGAUGCCACCGUUGGAGUCUUUUAUGGGAGUUGACUGGACAGCAGCGAGGAGACAUUUCUUUAAUAGUUUAGAGAGAUAUGAUGUUGUGAUUGGAGUGGUCACUACAGCACUGGACAGUGGACUUGUUUUGACCCUCCUCUGUCAGGACAAUGACAAAGCUCGGGAUAUCGACGAGAUGAAAAUAACAGCAUUCUGUCCAGCGAAAGAACUUCCCCGAGUGCCCUAUCAGAGCCCAGUGGAGGGAUUCGCUGUGAAGGACAAAGUCAGAGGUGUUGUAGUGAAUGUGAAUUCGGAGUCGGAACGUAUUAUUGUAUCGCUGAAUGAGAGAGCAUUGUCUGAGGAGCAGGAACACAUCAAAUUAGGUUUGAUCAACGCAGAGGAGUUCCCUGUACAGUACAGGCGUAAGUUACACAUCCGUGGUUUGACCUUUGAUGAACUCCUGCACUCCAUUCUGGGCUUUAACAGUGCAGGGAAUGUGUCCUUCCUGCUGGACAGUCUGAAGUUAGAGGACACCUCCUCCUACAUGAGAGGCUUAUACAGAUUAAAACUUUCUGAGAAGGAGAUGGCUGAGGGUCUGAGAAAACAGCAAUCUCAGAAGUGGGCCCAUCAGAGUGUUGCAGAAGGAAUUAAGCACUUUAAGGAGGGGAAUCAAGUAGAAGCCAUGCAGUUCUUGAAUAAGGCGUUGCAGAUCGAUGAAACUAACGUGGAGGCAUUGACAGCCAGAGGCGCCCUAUACGCCAAUAAUGAAAGUUACCACAGAGCUAUGGAAGAUUUCGAAGAAGCAUUGAAAAUAAAUCCCAGCCAUCAGAAUGCGAAGAAGUACAUGUAUGAGACAUUGCUUGCCGUGGCUCGUAUUAAAGAGGAAGCAGAAAACUUUGAGGAAGCUGAGAUGUACAUAAAAAAGGCCCUGGACCUUGAGCCGGAGUCAAUGGAAGCAAGAGAGACUCUGAGAUUUAUACUCUACAAAAAGGAUCGACAAAAAGCCAGCGGGAGUUAUCGGAGACAGUCCCGACGUGAUGAGGGUAGAGAAUCUGACGAAGAAAUGUUUGUGGACCGUACCACAGCUACACUGAAAAAGUUGAUCAAUGAGGACAAGAACAGAAGUGAGAAGAAAAGAAAGGAGAGGUCACCAAGAAGUUCAAAAACAAGAAAGUCAAGGUCACCAGAGUUUGACAGGGACAUUUUUGGCAGGCGGAAAUAUGAUGGUAUCCCAGGGUUAGACCUAGAAGAAGAAACCACUGAAAAACCAGAGAAAUCACCUUCAAGGCAAAGAUAUAGGUCAAAGUCACCAGACAAAUCACCACCCAGACAAAGAUAUAGAUCAAGGUCACUAGACAAAUCACCACCCAGACAAAGAUAUAGGUCAAGGUCACCAGACAAAUCACCACCCAGACAAAGAUAUAGGUCAAGGUCACCAGAUUACAGUCAUCAUUACAGUGUAGAUCACCAAUCUUCAUUUAUGCCAAAGACGAGAGAGUAUGAUGGGGAUGAGAGAAAACACUCAGAUAGCAGAGGAAGAUUAGAUGAAGAGCUGAGAGAAAAGCUCCUUAGAGGUAGAGACCAACACACCAAGGAAGGCAGAAACUUGGAUAGAAACCCUGACAGACAAAGCCUGGAUGGAAUUCCAGAUAGAGGCUUAAGUCAAAAUCCAGACAGAAAUGGAAAUCCAAGUAGCGAUGUGUAUCAGAGAAAGUUCAGUAGGAAGAAGUUUGAAGGAAAUCGAGAUUCAGGAAAUAAAAACUGGGGAGAUUUAGAUCACCAUGUACCUCCAGAAAAAGAUGAGAUUGACAUGUUAUAUGGAGACAUUGAUGACUUUGAUCCGAACAGACAAGAAGAAGAGAGAGUAAAAAGAGGUCUCACAGCAAAUUUAAUGAAAAUCCGAAGCAAACCCAAUCAGCUGUCUGACGUGAAGAGGGCGAGUGUUUCCAUGUCUCCUAGCAGAAAACGCAGUGUCUCACCCAGUGCUGGAAAAUUCAACAAUUCUAAACAGUACAGAGAAGGAAAGAUGUCUCAAAGAGAUGAAAAGAGGAAAGAUGACUUUACAGAUGAUGAUAAAGGAAGAUACAGCGAUGAAUCUCCUGUGAAGAAGAAGAAGAUAAAGAAGCAGAAAAACAAAGAUGAAAAGGGCGAGAAAAGAAGACGGAAAAGUAAAGGAAGCUUAUCGCCUGCUGAUACACGAUAUCUUAGAGAAGAAAAAGAUGUGGGGAAAAGGGAUAGGGAUUCGCAGGACAGCUACAGUCGAGUUCCAAAGAAAGAGAAGAAUGAAGAUGACCAGAAAUUUAAAAGUGAAAAGAAGUUCAAAAAGAGAAAAGAAUUGCUAAGUGAGAAGAAUGUAUGGCGAAAGAAACAAGAUCACAUAGGAUCUGUGCAGGAAGUGGUGAAGUCCAAAUGGGACAGUCCAACUGAUGAAAGGUAUUACAAAACAUUAAAUUCGGAAAGAAAAUCACGAUUUGAUGACGCUGAUAGAUAUGAAGGCCAGAGGCACAAAGCAGAGAAAGCUUCAAAAUUUCGUAGUACGUUUUUGGAGGCUGAUUUCUCUAAGGUAAAAGAGGAGCCAAAGGGACCACGAAAGCAAUACAGGUCACCACCACAGGAAAAGAGGGAAUCGGUUCCAAAAGCGGAGCCUAAGAAGUUCAAUCUGCCAUCCAAAGAAGAACUGGACAGAGAAUUUGAAGGAAUUCGAAUCCACAUACGAAACGACAAGUACAGUGUGGCUGAGGGUCAGUCAGACAGCCAAGGACCAAUGGGAGUUAGACCCUUUGACAGCGUUGAAGACGACCCAGUUAGCAUUGUCAGUGCUCUUCACACUGAGCAAAUCUACGCUCCAAAAUCGGAGCCAUUAUAUGAAGAAGAGAUGUUUGAAGUGAAAUUAAAAAGAGAUGAUUCUCCUCCUCAUCGGGACCGACCGAAAUCAAAUUAUCGGAGAAGGCGUUCGCAUUCAUCCACAUCCUCUAGCAGAAGCCGCUCAUCAUCCUAUGAUAGGAAUAAACAAAGGAAAAGAUCACGAUCACAACAGAGACGGUCGAGAUCACGUGAUAGUAGAAGCAGAUCUCCAAGUGCUCAUCAUUCACGGCCAAAACGUGAAAAAUCAAGGUCGCCUCAUGAAAGGGAUGAAAAGCAGGCCAAGAACACUAUUGGCAAGCAGUUGUUUGAGAUUUUUAGGUAUAAUAAAAAUAGGAUUCAUUCGGAUGGGAAAUCAGUGGUAAUUAAACCAUUUGUCAAACUUAAAAUUGAUGGAGAACGAGGGGGCUCACGAGGAGGAGGAACAAGGGGAGGGGGCACCAGGGGAAGAGGGAAUUUUAUAGACAGGGGUAGAGGAAAUGGGAGGGGCAGGGGAAAGUUCAUCCCUCGUGGAAGGGGCAUGUUUAGGGGGCGUGGGCAGUACCAAAGUGGAUUUAGAGGCAGAGGGGGGUAUCACAACAAAGACCGCUCUUACUCAUCAAAAUAUAAAUCAAGGUCAGGAGACCGAUCUCGGUCAAGAUCAAGAGACAGAUCUCGUUCAAGGUCAAGGGACAGGUCGCGGUCGAGAGACAGGUCAAGGUCCCGAUCCAAACAUAGGUCAAGAUCUCCAAAGAAUCAUCCGUCUAAGAGCAAAGAGAAAAGGGGAAAUUGGUCACCGCCGAUAGGGCAGGGCAGUGGUUACUAUGGUGUCAAGCCCAAUUCUAAAUCCAAUAAAACAGGAAAAGCUGGGGAAGAGGGAACAGAAGCUGGAGUGUCUGAUGGCACCAAAGAAACGAAGGGUUCUUCACUGGAUCAGAUGGAGGUCUUUCUGGAACAGCUCAGACAGAAGAAAAUGCAAGCAGCUGCCAAUAAUAACUUUUAACCUUUAACCUUUGUUAAAAUGAUUUUAUCUUCGCAGUAGCAGGUUGAAAAUGUCGUCGGUUUAAAUGUUCAUUCUCAUUUUUUAAAAAUAUGACUCGAUGAUUGUUUGGUAAAUAUUUUGUCAUUUCAUUGUGAAUAUCAUUUAUCAUCAUUGAUUUGAUUGUAUUUAAAUUGUAAAACCAG